This is a messenger RNA of Emiliania huxleyi CCMP1516, 1011 nucleotides long. RefSeq lists its product as hypothetical. The coding region runs from base 1 to 1011 and encodes 336 amino acids. The record is from RefSeq and is a predicted model, not a curated record. The transcript has 2 exons. NCBI's taxonomy places the organism in Eukaryota, Haptophyta, Isochrysidales, Noelaerhabdaceae.
AUGCCGUCGAUCCAGGACGUGCUCCGCUACGAGACGGUGCUAGUCCAGCGCCACAGCAUGAUGGCCGCGUUCACCGUCAUCCUCAUUGGAGUGGCCCUCGUCGUCCGCAAACUCCGCAGGCGGACAAAGUCGGCAUCGCCGCUCACCGUCGCUGAGGCUUCCAACUCAAAGCAGCAGCGCAAUUUUCGCUUCAUCGACAUAAGCCAUACAGGCCGUCUGUUGCGCAACAUGCGGCUGCACGUCGCUCGCGGCCAUGCAUUCGCGGCAGAGGUGAUGCCACCUGGACCGGCGAGGAGCAGGGCGCCGAGCGCCGCGAUCCCGUGCCCCGUGGAGAGCGACAGCACCGCCGACCCGCCUUCGCUGCUUGGUUCCUCUUCCGAGCUGCAUACGGUGCUCCCGCUCGCGGCGCUGUGCCCGCUGCGCGCCGCGCUGCCGGUUCGGCUGCGGCAGCACGACUGGCGGCUGGCCUUCUCGACCGACCAGCACGGCUGCUCGCUGCAGACCCUCUACCGCCGCCUCGCCUCGCGCGGCCCCUCGCUGCUCGUCGUGCUCGACGCGGACGGCAGCGUCUUCGGCGGCUUUGCUUCCGAGUCGUGGCGCGCAGACGCGUCGCACUACUUUGGCACGGGCGAGCGUCCCCCGCGAACCCGUGUAUACCUGGAAAUUAUCCUGCGACCGCCUGGGUAUUUUGUCGAUUUCCUCAAUUUUGCCUCAGAUUUUGCCCCAGACCAGCUCUCAGACUCAGGGAAACUCGCGAGUUUCCAGAAUGGAGCACCAAACACCCUCUGUUUUCCCUGGAAAUUUCCGGAAACGCAAAGUGCCGGGGACCCUCUGUUUUCCUUUUUGUUUUCCGGAAAACCUGCUACAUCCCAAGCUGCGACGGCUGUAUGGCAGCCAUCUUGCGGCCGGGCGGAUGGCUGGGACACAGCCAUCGCAGCCAUCGGCCGGAGGAUGGCUGCACUGGCUGGAAGGCAGCCAAAAUGGCGCGUGCUGGGAGGGCGGAGUGGCUAG